Molecule: messenger RNA, 1999 nt
Organism: Syngnathus typhle (broad-nosed pipefish)
Lineage: Eukaryota; Metazoa; Chordata; Actinopteri; Syngnathiformes; Syngnathidae
Exons: 10
Coding region: 1056-1763 (235 amino acids)
Source: RefSeq, a predicted model, not a curated record
CAUACUAAGUGGGUCAUAAUAUUAGGCAUAGCUCUCAGUACGAUGCAGUGCAGUCGCACAUUAUUGCGAGCAAGCACACUAUAAAAUGAAAAAAUUCCUCCUGCAAAACACACACACAUACUUGUAGUUGCUACUACGUACGUUGCACGCCGUCCACGGGGUCCAAAUCCAUGCACACGGUUAAUGCGUGUAUUGUGCGCAGGCCAGCUGGGACGAAAGAAGCAAAGAGAUCGACGAUGGUUGCUUGUUGAUGUUGGCCGGCGAGAGGCUCAUUCAUCGGGAUGGAAGAUGAAGACGAUGGCGGUGAGUGAGCGAGUAAAGCGCAGGACGAAUGAUUCGGGCGGGCUCGACCGGACAAUUAGACGAGUCGGCUGCAGCGAGUGGGUGAAAUGAGCGUGAUGCAAUCAAAGGAAAAUGGAGGGAUUGCAAGUCAUCGCUUGUUGCCGCGUCUGCAAGACAGCAAGCGGCCAAUUCCACUUGGGAAGAUUUACAAGGGGUGGCGACGGAUUUGCGUCCUGCCUGCCUGCCAUUUAUAACACGGCUGCCUGCGUCAGGAGGAAUUGAAAAGAAGCGUUUCAGACAUGAAGCUGAAGUGGGCAACUGGAAGUCUCUUUGUGCAGCCUUUGUUCACUCUGCCGCUUGUGGUGAGAUUUCAGCCUUUUCCGUGUCUAUGUGAUCUGCCCCGGCCGGGAAGGUCGCUACUGGCUGAUCAUAUGGAUUGUUUUGAAAAGGCAACGCGCCAAGCAGAUGGCGCUCAGCGCUCAUCUCGGCCAAUGGAACUCCAUAGUGCUUCCAAAGGAACAUCUGCCGCCAUCGUAAACCGGUCUACGGCACACGAGCGACCCGAUGUCGUUUGGCCAAACUGUUGCUUUGGCAUCUGCGCUUGUCAACGAGUAGCCACUCCACAUAGAUGUACUGUCACGGGCUGGCUCGUCGGGAGCGGAGCGGGGCGCCUCGGACUCCGUUCAUUUAUUCCGAUUCGUCAAGUGUGCCGCAACAUGAAGACAGCUGCUUCAAAUUGAUUGUCACACUUGCAGCCCAGUGGAGAGAAGGAAAUGCUUCAGUCCCAGCGGUGGCUUUGGUUUCAGCCAAACAGAAGGAAAAAGCUCCUCGUGGACCUCCUUCGUUCUCGGCCGCCAUCGCCAAAACGCAAGAACAACAAGCGAGAUCACAAUUUGGUUAACAUGCGGCGUUGGUGGACGGGCGUUCUGGUGGCCUUGAUCGCCAUGGCAACCCCGUCAACCUGCCAAAGCGGGGACGGCGAUUACGGCUCGGGCUUUGACGCGUACCCCGCCGUCACGGCCGCCGACGAGCCCGCCUCGGAGGAGACCUGCUCGGUCCGCUUCGGCACCCGGGGCGCUUCGGCCCGCCUUCUGAAGGCUCGCCGGGAGGAGGUGGCCUUCCUGCAGGCCAUCCAGCACGCCAACCGGGCGGUGAUCGAGAACCUGGUCCAGUACGUCGGGGCGGAGCUGGGGGCCGAGAGCUACGAGGACGUGAUUCGGGUCAACGUCGCCGGCGCCCAGGAGGAGCACCGGAGCUGCCGUGAGGUGCUGGAGAAGGCUGAGGAAGACCUGGAGAAGCAGCUUCAAGGGGAGCUGCUGGACACCCUCGCAGGGUUGCAGAAAAUCCGAGAAGAGUCUGCGGCCUUUGAGGAAAUGGUGCGGGCGGCCACGGACAUCGCCGGGCGACUCGAGAGCUCGUCGCAAGGCCUUCACGCCUCCUUCGCCAAACAGCUGAGGGACACCCUCCAAGGCCACGUUUAAGACUCGCCCCGUCGUUCCACGGACAGACUUUUUUUACCCCACCGCCAUUCUGACGAACUGCGCAACGAUAUUUUCCAUCCAUACGUUAUUGCGGCAAUUAGGAGAGAAAACAUAUGAAAGCCAUCUCCUGUGUCAGGUCUGUAGACGCUGUUAGUCUCCUCCGGAGCGAGGUGAAGCUCCGCCAUCUGGCGCUUCAUGUUGCCGCCGAGGCCGUGUCAUUAAAGAGGAACAAACCA